Messenger RNA from Aspergillus costaricaensis CBS 115574, 756 nucleotides. It is a transcript of the gene erg2, whose product is annotated as C-8 sterol isomerase ERG2. Gene Ontology annotation, cellular component: endoplasmic reticulum. The transcript is spliced from 3 exons. Gene Ontology annotation, biological process: ergosterol biosynthetic process. NCBI's taxonomy places the organism in Eukaryota, Fungi, Ascomycota, Eurotiomycetes, Eurotiales, Aspergillaceae. The record is from RefSeq and is a predicted model, not a curated record. The coding region runs from base 1 to 648 and encodes 215 amino acids.
AUGCGCUGCGCUAGCUUCGCCGUGGCCCUCCUGGCCCUUUUUACCGGUCUCUACAGCUACCUGAACGCGCGGCUGGAGCAGUUCUACAUCUUCGAUCCUUCCCACUUGCACGACCUGUCGCAGCGCGCCAUUGCGGCCCACGGUAAUGACACUCGCUCGGUCGUGAACUUCAUCGUCUCCGAGCUGGGCGAGAAGGUCACCGACACGCACCUGAACCUGGACGAGGAAUGGGUGUUCAACAACGCCGGUGGUGCGAUGGGGGCAAUGUAUAUUAUUCAUGCUAGUAUCACGGAGUACUUGAUCAUUUUCGGCACCGCUAUUGGUACUGAGGGCCACACUGGCCGUCACACGGCCGAUGACUACUUCAACAUCCUUCAGGGCACCCAGCUCGCCUACGUUCCUGGAUCCUACGAGCCCGAGGUUUACCCCCAGGGUAGCGUGCACCACCUCCGCCGCGGUGAGGUCAAGCAGUACAAGAUGGAUGAGUCCUGCUUUGCUCUGGAGUACGCCCGUGGCUGGAUCCCCCCGAUGCUCUUCUUCGGAUACGCCGAUACCUUCUCCAGCACUCUCGACUUCCCGACCCUGUGGGCGACCUCGAGAAUCACUGGUCGCGAGAUGAUCUCCAACCUGCUCAAGGGCAAGAUGUAAACGAUAGAUGGCGAGAUGAUGGGUAUAUGUAUAAUACUAUUACUAUUCUCACUACAUUAGAUAGACGACGACGUUGUCCGAUAGAAUACACUACCAUUUAAUAACGCU